CAUAUCCUCAUUCUCGCAAUGUCCGUCGAAAAAGACGUGAGCUCGCGACGUGUGACCGGUCUGCUGCCGACCCUCAUGACCCUCGUUUGCGACAGCUGUGUAUCCUCAUCAGAAACGGAAGAGUUGACGACAUACGGUAGCAAUAUUCUCGCAUUCAAGCCAUGACGGUCUGGACGGCGCAGACGAGCCUUUACCUCUUCCACAUCAGCUUCGGCCGCAGUUAAAGCUAACCCUCCUUUCUUCGUACCCUGAUGGGCUUUAAGACGGUCAUUGCUGCUGCAACGGCUUCCCUGUCGAGGCGAAACAAGGGCAAGAGAUCUGCAAGCAACCGAGACACGGAAAUGGCCGCGGACGAAGAGAGAGCGCGAAGACCCCUCCUGACAGAGAACAUACAGCCGAAGCAGUCAUCUGGUUCCGCUGCGCCGGUGUCGACGCACAGCUAUGGGGCGACGCAGGGAAGCUCAAAUAUCCACAGCAGCCCUGAACAGUACAGAAGAGAUAGCCUGCUGGGCAGAGUGCCGGAGGAGGGUGAUUCGGUAGACGAGGAGGUGCUCGAUGAGGCGGAAGAAGAGGAGUGGGAUCUGCGGGAGAGAGGCUUUUACAUCGGAUCCUACAAGAGAAAGGUCGCGCUCUAUACCCUCGUACCGCUGAGCUCCUUGCUAGUCCUACUGCUGCUCGCUCUCCUUCCGCCACUUCUGUGGAAGCACCUCGAAUCCGACCCACCCCUCUACACACGCUCCGCUCCCUUCCCUCUCCCCGAAGUGCUCACCGGCGCCGCCCUCUGGUCGCUCUCGCACCAGCUGCGCCUGCCGCUCUUCAGCCUCGCCUCGUACCUCCUGCCUUCCUCGCUCGCGCACACGCUGCUGUUCAACAUCGUGCAUGUCCUCCUGAGCACAGUGCUCCGGCUUGCCGCGCUGCCCGUGCUGCGCGUCCGGCACGAAAUGCAGUACCCUCUGCCGACGUGGCACGACGCUGCGUUCGCGCGCGUGUGGUGGGUUGCGCUCGGGUGGGCGCUGGCGGACGUUGCGGUGGGCACGGCGCAGGGAUACGAGCAGCUUGCUCUCUAUCGCGAUGUCAUGGUGCCGGAGGAGAGGGUGCGUGAGCUGUUGCUUGGCAGGGCAAGCGGCGCUUCGGAGAGCGCAGGGAGGAAGAGCCGUGCGUCGCCAGGGGAAGUCGUUGCUCUGAGCCCACGCCCUGCCCAAGAUGGCGAAAAUGGCAUGCAGAAGCCUGCGAAUGGACAUUCAGAGAGUGUUGAAGACGCGCUCAGGCUGGCUGUGGACAAGGACUUGGAGGAGCUCGUGCGCUUGAAGGACAGGGAGGAGCUGGAGGAGAUAUACGGCAUUGCACCGAUUGACAUCCCAGUGUUUGUUUCCUCGCUACAACGCAUCGACUCGCUCGUCCUCUCUCUCGGCCUUACGCUCAUUCUUGCGUGGGCUUACCUCUGCUCGCCGCUUGCAUUUUCCGACAUCGGUCUACCGCCGAUCUACUCUCACCGCGCUUUCGCCAUCACAUUUCCUCUCAUCUACAUUUUACUUCUUUUCCUCGCUCUCCUCCAUUCCCCACUCGUCCUCCCUCGCAUCGGAGUUCACACCACUGCCUACAUCGGCUUGCUGCUCGGGCUGGGAAGUGUGUUCGCAGGUCUGGGCUUGUGGGGUGCGUUGUCGUAGUGCCGAUAAGUCGAUCCAGGAGACCGCAACUUUUGAUGAACACACUAGGAUCAACGCUGAUCUAUGUGACAAUCUGACUUGCAUACGUUGUACAAACUUAUAUCUGUAUCUUCCCUGUGUCACGAUUGUCAGGUCGAUGGCGUGGUUCUCGCACACUAUCGAUGCGGCCGGGUGUCUACUAAACAGAGUUUAUGCAAAGAGAAUGGGAGACGAGUCAAGCUGCGGUGGCAAGCUAUAUCUUUCUCUUGUUUGAUGUUGAGAAGUGUGAAAGUUCCUGCCUCCUCUUCCUUCCCGCCUCCUUCUUUCGCGGUCUCUGCACCUCCUCAAUGUGCCUCUUCUGUACUAACUACAAGAGACAGCUGCAGGAACAUGAAGGCUAUGG
This is a messenger RNA of Laetiporus sulphureus 93-53, 2049 nucleotides long. RefSeq lists its product as uncharacterized. The transcript is spliced from 3 exons. Lineage: Eukaryota; Fungi; Basidiomycota; Agaricomycetes; Polyporales; Laetiporaceae. The record is from RefSeq and is a predicted model, not a curated record. Bases 252 to 1667 code for a protein of 471 amino acids.